AUGGCGGUCAGUUUCCUCAAUUUCUGCGCCAUGUGCGAAAAACAGAUUACCGUCCCUGACAACUCCCUCCUCUACUGCAGUGCCAGCUGCCGGCGUAAGGACUCCCGCAAGCCGCUCUCGGCCUCUCUCAUAACGACCGCAUCUAUGGCCCCUUCCACUUCUCCUCCUGCUUCGCCCCCAAUGUCUCCACGGUCCAUUGCUCCGAUGACUGCCUCCAGAACCCCAAUCGUGCCUGUUCCUUCCAUCCGGAUACCUCCAGAGUUCCAUGAUGCCAAGACAGAUCUUGAUCCCACCGAAUGGAAGCCUAAGAUAUCGACCAGUCCUUCCCGGAUUUCCAGCUCUCUGGCGUCCUCGGAAGCCUGGCGCUAUCUGUCGCAGUUCCACGGCGGCGACGAGGCCAUGCUUCCCGCCCGCCGUGCCGGUGCGGGUCACCGCAGCACGAGCAGUCUGUCGACGCUCACGAGCACCAAUGGAACCGUGCCCGGACUGAUCCACACGCCGUUCACCGUGGCUUCGUCGUUCAGCAGCACUGCUUCGGACGACGUGGGCAAUGCCGAUUCCGUCCAUCGGCCGCUGCCCCCGCGGCACAACCCGUUCUACUCGGGUGGUGCAAACGCUACCAAGGGGUUGGACCUCGUGGUACCGCACGUGGAGACUCCGAGCGAAAGUGGCGUGGUCGUCAGUGUCGCCCCGAGCAGGGCUCAGUGGGAGGACCUGAGUGAGGAGGCCGUGACCGUCACUUCGAUCGCCUGUGACGGGGAAGAUCUGUCCUGA
This is a messenger RNA of Monascus purpureus, 774 nucleotides long. The record is from the annotation of a GenBank genome assembly. Lineage: Eukaryota; Fungi; Ascomycota; Eurotiomycetes; Eurotiales; Aspergillaceae.